ACUUUCGUUUACUCCGUCACAACAUAUGGAGUAUUGGACGCCAUUCGCAGACAACGUUACGGAUAUAUAGCUGACGUGAGGCGCGCGGAGUUGUACUGCGAGUGCGCUGACUAUCUGUGGUGUGAGUUGUGGUCAGCGAUGAACAGACAGUCAAACUUCGGUUUCGGUGGCCGUCAGUCGGGUAUACGUCCGCCGCAGGGAUACGGAGGUCAGCAGUCGGGCGGAGGCGGAGGGGGUGGCGGUCAGAGUCGGCCCAAAACGCAGUCCACGUCCAGCAUGUCGUCCAUUCCGUCGACCGCUUCCUCGCGAAAGACACUGCAAAACAACAAUUUUUUCAAUUUCCCCGGAAGUGGCGGCUCUUCGCGGCUGAGCAGUAACGCCAAGUCGGGCGCCGCCGGCGGCCGGCAGUCAGUGUUUGGCAAUUUCAGGCCAAACAACCCCUUCUCGAGCGCCAGAAAGAGUGUCACCUCAAAGAUUGGUCCGCUCUUUGGUCUGACGCCACAACACAAUCGCGCCUCAUAUCAGCCGCAGAGCUGUUCCUCCGCCCAGUCGUCCCGCCGUUCGAGUAUUGGCGGCAGUCGUGGACACGUGAAGGACAGCCGACCGCUCAGUGAGAUGUCAUACCAUCGCCAGUGUGUGGCAAAAGUGGUGGCGUUUCUGACCGAAAAUCAAUACCCGAGUCCUAUCUCGAAGACCUUCGGCAGCCGUCCGACAGUGAAAGAGAUCGCAAAUGUCUUUGAAUUCCUAUUCAACUGCUAUGGCAUCCGAGGAAAGAUCGUUCCGAUGGACGUCGAGAUACCGAAGAUAAUGGCUUCACUCGAGUAUCCGUUUCCCGUGAAGAAGUCGGAUCUCGUGUCCUUCACGAGCGGUCGAGCGCUGGGAAGUGUCUUAGGAAUGCUUGAAUGGCUCGUCGACUCACUCUCUUAUACGCUUCUCAUGGAUCCGAUUCGGUCUUUCUUUCCCAACUUCGAGGGAGAGAUCGAUGUGAGGACUGAAUUGAUUCGGCUUUGUCUCAGAGCUAAUGACGAGGGCUUCGAAGGCGACCAAUUGGACGCAUGUCUUCACGAUCUCGUUGUCAAGACUUAUGGCACCGAAGAUGACUUCGAACAGAUGAUGGACGAGUCGGAAGCGCUCGAACAGGAAGUGCAGCGAUUGGAUGAAGAGAUCCAACAGAUCCGUGAAUUGCCGCAAACCAUACAGACAUAUGACGCGGACAUCAAGUCUUAUGACAAUUACAUGACUGAAAUGACAGCCCAUCGCAACCAAAACCAGACAAUUAAUUGGAUGAAGAGAUCCAACAGAUCCGUGAAUUGCCGCAAACCAUACAGACAUAUGACGCGGACAUCAACCCAUCGCAACCAAAACCAGACAAUUUUGGAGAGUCUGGAGAAGGACUGCAAUGAGAAGAUGGCGUCCAUUAAGAAGUUAGAAGAACAGCGAAAGUGUCUGAAGAGUAGAGUCGAGGAACAGGAGUUCGGUAUAGAAGAGGCAGUUCUGGCCAAAGAACGCAAACAACAGUUGGAGGACGAGAUUAAGCAGGAGUUCGGUAUCAUUGAUGACAUCCGAAAGGGGAUCCGUUCGACACGUCUCGAGUGCUCCAAAUACGAAGACGUGAUAAAGAAGAUGCACUCAGACCUCGACUCCUUCAUCGCCGCGAUGGCAGAUCUCGUCGACUCACCCGUAAUGGCCAGCUAUAGCUCGACUCUUCGACAUCUGAUCCAAAGUCCCGAAUGGAUGGAGAUUUUGACGGCUCUGAAGAAUAUAAAGACCGGCGAAACGACUGGCGCUUCGGUCUCUGAAUUGGAGAAACUUUUCUCUCAUAAAGUCCAUGAACUGAAGAUAGCGAUUGUCCAGCAGUUGAGUUCACUUCAGGGAUCAGUCUCUCUGACAGAACAGCAGAAACUAAAUGAAUUCAAUUUAGUUAUCAAUGAAAAAGAGAAACAAUUGAAACAAAAUGAGAAAAUCGUCGCUCAAUUGAUGUCUGAUAUGGAAAACCAACGAAAAGAUCAGGUCUCACAAGUGGCCGCUCUUCAGAGUGAAUGCGACCGAACGCGACAACUCAUCAACGAAUUCGACGGCAAUACUAAGCGCUCGCAUAAAGACGUCAAACAAAAUCUAUUGGAUUUACAAAAACAAGUUGAAGAAAAGCAGAGAUUAUAUGGAAACGAAUUGUCAGAAAUGAGCGACAAAUUUGAAAAUAGCGUUAAUAUCGACAGAAAAGGCAUCAAUGAAUUGACGGCCAAUUUGGACGCAUUUAUCAUCGAAGAGAAAACUAAGACUAAAGAAUUGAAGAAAGCGUUGGGAAAAAGCGGUUCCGAUAGAGACCGCAAAGCGAAGGAAAAACGCGACAAAAAAGACAAAACCGAUCGCAAGAAUAAGGAGAACAAGUAGUAGUCGUUUGCAUUCAUAAGUAUCGCAACAAUUAUUCCGACGACUAAACAAUUCAUUCAAUUUAUAUUUAAUUGUUUU
Medioppia subpectinata is the source of this 2469-nucleotide messenger RNA. The record is from the annotation of a GenBank genome assembly. Lineage: Eukaryota; Metazoa; Arthropoda; Arachnida; Sarcoptiformes; Oppiidae.